Messenger RNA from Rotaria sordida, 1449 nucleotides. NCBI's taxonomy places the organism in Eukaryota, Metazoa, Rotifera, Eurotatoria, Philodinida, Philodinidae. The record is from the annotation of a GenBank genome assembly.
AUGGCUUCUGAAAAUAAAAACAAAAGAUCAUCAAUUGAUCAGCACGAUGAUAAAGAAAUGCGCAAACAAAAACAAGCUUUAACUCGAAAACUUGAUUUACAUAUUUUACCACUUCUCUCUAUUAUAUAUUUAAAUUCAUAUAUGAUUCGAUCAAAUAUUGCUAAUGCUAAAUUAGUUAAUCUUGAAGAUGAUCUUCAAUUAACUUCUGAUGAAUAUCAAUGGGCAUUAUCUAUUUUCUUUUUUGGAUAUGUUCUCUUCGAAGUUCCAUCAAAUAUUGUUCUUCGACGAUGGCAACCAUCAAGAUGGUUAUCUAUAAUUCAUAUAUUUCUCGGUAUUGCUGCAAUAUGUAUGGGCGCUGUUAAAAAUGCUGCCGGUCUUCUUGUAUGUCGGUUUUUUUUGGGUAUAUUUGAAGCUGGUUUAUUUCCUGGAAUUAUUUAUUUUAUAUCACUUUGGUAUUCAAAAAAGCAACAAGCUAUUCGAAUUGGUUUAUUUUGGUCAUUUUCAGCACUUUCAGGUGCAUUUUCAGGUGUUCUUGCGUAUGGUAUUAGUCGAAUAAGUUCAGCAAAAUUAGCUCAAUGGCGAUUAAUUUUUAUUCUUGAAGGAGCUCCGACCUUUAUUUUAGCUUUGUGUUGUUGGUUUUUAUUACCUAAUUCACCAGAAAAAGCAAAAUUUUUAAAUGAUCAAGAACGUCAACUUGAAAUUGAUCGUCUUGCUAAAGAUGCUGGUCCAAUAAAAAAAGAUAAAUUUUCAUGGUCUCAAGUUUUAUCUGUAUUUAUUGAUUGGAAGACUUAUAUUUAUGCUAUCAUUUAUAUUACUGGAACAAUUGCUACACAAGGUAUAACUCUUUCUUUACCAACGAUUAUUAAUAAUUUAGGAGAAUGGACACCUUUUCAAGCACAAUUAUUGACUAUUCCACCAUAUAUGGCAGCAUUUUUUGCUAUUCUCAUUGUUUCUUAUAGUUCCGAUCAUUUCAUGGAACGUUCUCUCCAUUGUUCUAUUUCAAAUCUCUGGUCGAUAUGUGGUUUUCUAAUACUUAUGUUAAUCGAUCAAAAAAGAGUCGGUGUACUUUAUGUAGGUAUUAUUUUUGCUGCAAUCGGUACUUAUGCCAAUGUUAGUCUUAAAAUUGCUUGGUUCAAUAAUAAUUUUGCUUCACUCACUCGACGUGCUAUUGCAGUUGCAGUGAUCGUUUCGAUUGGUACGAGUGGUGGAGCUAUAGCAGGCCAAAUAUAUCAAGCUAAACAAAAGCCACGAUAUUUUAUUGGCCAUACAAUUUCAUUUUGUUGUGUUGUAUUACAAACAACAUUGAUAAUUAUACUUCGAUUUAUAUUAAUGAUAAUUAAUCAUCGACGAAAACGAAUGAAUGAUGAACAAAUUAAACAACAAGUGGAAAAAUAUGGAGGAGAAGAAUUUGUUGGUGAUCAUCAUCCUAAGUUUCGAUAUACUUUGUAA